AUGGCCGAGCAACACGUCUCGCUGCAACUCCCUGACACGCCCGGUAGUAGACAACGGCCCUUACAAAUGGCGGUGCGACGGAACCGCGGCCGAACAGCAAGAGCGUGUUUGCAGUGCCAUACGAGGAAGCAGAAGCAGAGACCGGGAGCCUUAGCCUACUUUCUCACUUUGGAGAACUUCUCUGACGCCUGGCGACAGUGUAACGGAUCUACACCGUGUCAGAACUGUGUUUCCCGAAACGUAACACAUCUCUGCACGCCUCCCCCACCACGGGGGCCAUCUCAACUCCCAUCUACGAACAUUGCAGAUUCUGGGCGGUCGAAGCGGAGGAGGCAGCAUUCCCUUCCGGAUCCACAGGGGAGAACAACCCCCCUGUCCGCUCCAUCGCGACCGCAACCAAAUGCCACGGUUGCCGAUGACCAGGCAGAUGAUGGAGAGAACCAACCGGUGGACGAAAGCCUGUUUGAAGAAAGAAGCGAGCCAGUGAGCAAGACGCAAGAGAAAAGUCUCCAAAUUGGACAGCUGUGGAAGUCACGCGGCGCACCGACAUUCUUCGGCAGUUCAUACUUUGGACCGCAGGUAGCUGCUGCGCUGCUCGACUCUCAGGCGCCGUAUGUUCAGCCGGGAGCCAAUACGUCGCGACGAAGCAUGAACGCCCGCCCUUUUCGUGAUGAAGCGGGGCCUUUUUCUCAGUUAUGGGAUCUACUCGGUCUCCUGCCACGUCAAAAGUCCACGGUGGACAGACUGGUCGAUCUUUUCCUAGGAAAUGUGAGCUGGAACAUGGAUGCUGUCCAUCCGUCGUCUUUCCGCAGGGAGUAUGAUCGCUUUUGGUCCCGAAAGGCGGGCUAUGAUGACGUGACGACGGUCGACAUUCGUUGGCUAGCACUGCUGUUUAUGGUUUUAGCCAUCGGGGCAUAUCUAGACUGCCCACGCAGCGCGGCUCCCGAGACACAGAGGCAGUAUGAAGAAUCCUCGCUCAGUUUCUUCUGGGCUAGCAGAAAAGCCAUUGUCAUAGCUCCAUCCUUCUACGGAGAGAGCUCGGAUUUGGUUCGUGCCGGCAUCUUGGUAACCCGUUACUGUCUAUUCUCCCAACGUAUUACCGAGAGCUGGCUUACAGUCGGCUUUGCGGCACGAUUAGCUAUAGCCCAAGGAUUCCACAUUGAUGGCACAAACUGGCGGCUUCCUCGCCGCGUCAUAGAAACUCGACGAAGGCUUUGGUCACAUGUAUAUCUCCUAGAUCGCAUGACCGCCCUUGCCCUCGGACGACCAUACUCAAUUCUAGAUGCACAGUCAUUAACCUGCGUCCCAGAGAAUGUCUUUCUUGACGACCUUGCGGAUGAAGAAGCGAUCACAGUGACCGCAAAACCUAUCGAGACGAGCCCAACUCCUGCCGUCCUAGCCAUUUUCUCUAUUGGCCUCGCGAAGAUCAUUGGGCGAAUCCAAGAGCAGACUUUUAGCAUCCGUGCCGCGACAUAUCGCCAGGUAAUGCAAUUAGACGCGCAGUUGGUUGCUUGGAGAUCUGCGCUCCCUGGAUAUUUGGCCUUCGAGAAUCCAGACCUGUCGCUAGACUCAAACUGCUCUUACCUGCGUUGGCAUCGACUCUAUCUACAAACGGCCUUUCAUUUCGCAAGAAUUACCUUGCAUCGACCGUAUAUCUGGCGAUCAUCGAUAACUGAUCAACACGCAUUCAGUCGCGAUGUAUGCUUCACGUCCGCCUGCGCCGAUCUCAAGACUCGUCUUGACCAUGACGAUAAUUGUGGGCCUGCUGAGCACUAUGCUUGGUGCCUCGGUACGCCACAGCUAUUUAACAGUGCUAUUGUCCUUGGUGUGCUUGCAAUUCAGGAGCAAUCUCGAGGCACACGCGACGUUGAUGCCGUCGUCAAUGAUCUUCAGUCGUACUGCGAUAAGCAGAAGCACGAGAUGUGGAUCAAUGAUUUUCGCUUGGCGGAGGUAAAAGUAGUCGAAAUGUGCAUUGAAAAGCUGAAGAGGUCGUCCAAAGCCAAACAACCCUCGACUUACGGCCGCAUUGGAAAUUUGGAAGCCGGGGGGAGCGGCUUGAGAACAACAAGGGGCGAGGCGCAUAGGCGAAACAACAAUCACGAAGAAAAUCCCCAGCCAGCCACGGUUACAUCUCCCCAGCAGACACAGAUUUUCUCAACCGGCCCCGAAGCUUUGCAACCCCAUCUACACCAGUCCCUGGCCCUAGGAUGGGACGUGGAUACCACUAUGUGGCUACAUAGCCCUCAGGUUUCAGGAGCCUUCACAUUCCCAGGCCCGACUGAUCUAGCAACUUGGCAGGACAUGAUUGAAAUCAUAGGAGGGAACGAACUCGGUAUAAAUGGCGUUUCAUGA
Talaromyces atroroseus is the source of this 2352-nucleotide messenger RNA. RefSeq lists its product as hypothetical. The transcript is spliced from 2 exons. Bases 1 to 2352 code for a protein of 783 amino acids. NCBI's taxonomy places the organism in Eukaryota, Fungi, Ascomycota, Eurotiomycetes, Eurotiales, Trichocomaceae. Gene Ontology annotation, molecular function: zinc ion binding; DNA-binding transcription factor activity, RNA polymerase II-specific; DNA binding. Gene Ontology annotation, biological process: regulation of DNA-templated transcription; DNA-templated transcription. The record is from RefSeq and is a predicted model, not a curated record.